UCGAACUUGCUAUCAAUAAUUUGUCUGUGUAACGAUUGUGCAAUUUAGUUCAUUCAAAUUUGAUUCAAACAAUCUUCGUUGUUGUUUUCGUGUUUGGUGUUUCUUGAAGAAGUUGUUUCGGUAACGAUGAAACCACAGUCCGGUUUGCCGGAAAAAUAUUUUUUGGCCUUCAUGUUGACGAUUCUCACAUUUCAAUUCGGAAUUGAUGAAGUCCGCGCCGGUUACUGUGGCUUCGUGGAUAUUCUCGAUCCCAGAGUAUCGGGUGGAAGUGAGACACAUCGAGGAGAGUGGCCCUUUCUGGCGGCACUCUAUUACGUGGAGGAAUUAAAGUUUUUUUGUGGAGGAACAUUGAUAACAAGGCAGCACGUACUGACAGCUGCACACUGUGUCCAGAACAAAGACUCUCCGCUGAAAAUUACUUCUGACGAUGUUCUAGUACUUCUUGGGGCGCAUAAUUUGUCGAUUAGAGAAAAGGGUGUUAUUCAGAGCGAUGUAGGAGGGAUUUAUGUUCAUCCCGACUGGAAAGUGUACGGCGACAAAUAUGAUGCUGACAUAGCCAUUUUCAUGCUCAGCAGAAUUGUUCAAUUUACCAACUAUAUUCGACCAGUUUGCAUGCCAACUCAUAGUUCGGUUGUUAACGGCGCUAGAGGAUCCAUCGUCGGUUGGGGUAUAUCAGACAACGGAAAAACUAGCUUAGAAUUUCCACGCCGCGCAUUUACCAACGCUUUAAAUGCGUCUUAUUGCUUGACCACGGAUCCGUAUGUGGCGUUUUUAUCGUCAACGCGGACAUUUUGUGGCACUGGCGGUGAUGGUUCCCCGAACAAAGGUGAUUCUGGUGGUGGAUUUUUUGUCCUUUCCGGUUCCGUUUGGGUACAGUACGGAAUCAUUUCUGCAUUACGGAUCAAUGCUACUGGUUUGAUCGAUGAAAAUUCCGUUGCCAUUUAUACAAACGUAAAAUUGUUUGAUUCUUGGAUAAAUGAAGUGAUAGGAAUGUCUGGUGGGACGAUAGAAAACUUUACUGAAAGUCAAGAUGUGGUUGAGAUUGCUAAAGUAGAGAUUGAGAACAAAACAGUCAGCUUGGUCUGUUAUGGGGAUAAUGCGUACUUUGGAUAUGUUGCAAGCUACUCCUGCCAGGUGCCUGAUUUGAAUAUACAGAAUCGAAACUCGAAGGUUUCUUCAAUAGCAGCUUAUCACGUUUCUGGGAAGUCCGAUCAGGACGUUCAACGUAUCGUAUUCUUCAAUGGAACCAUGGCCUACCUACCCCAUGGAAUAGGAAAAAUAUUUAAAAAUUUAAAAGUUUUUGUGGUCUCGGCUGAUCUAAAUUUGAAAUUCGUUCAAAGAUCCAAUUUCAAAAAUUUGGAAAAAUUGAUCCAUUUGCACAUUUAUCGCAAUGAAAUCGAAACGUUUGACGAAACUGUCCUGUUCGACUUGCCGCACUUGGAAUUGUUUACACUCUACAAAAAUAAGCUGAAAGUGAUUGGUGAGGAAACGUUCGAAAAAAAUCCUAAACUCAAAGUGAUCGACCUGCGGUGGAAUAAGCUGGAAGUGUUGCCGAAACAAUUGUUUGCGAAUAAUUUGUUGUUGGAGGAGGCAUAUUUUACUGGAAAUUCUUUGAAUAUCAUACGGAUUGACUUUUCUGGGCUACGAAACAUACGUCGACUCAAUUUCAAAGAUAAUGUUUGUGUGGAUGAAGAGUCAGAGGGAAAUUUCAGUGAUUUAUUCAAACAACUGCGGGAGAACUGUGCUUAAAAGCGAGCAAAAGAAAAUCCAUAACAAUGAAGUAAUUUUACCGAAGUACCGAACUAUAAACAACUGAACUCAACAGUUUCAUUUGGACAAUUACUAAAUCAUGCGAAGUUAUUAUUUAAGAACUGCCGAUAAUUCGACCUAUAAUCCAAAUGUCUAUUUUUUCUAUUAAAUCUUAUGUGCAUCUUGUACUCCUUCUGUUGAAGCAAUU
Molecule: messenger RNA, 1957 nt
Organism: Bradysia coprophila
Lineage: Eukaryota; Metazoa; Arthropoda; Insecta; Diptera; Sciaridae
Biological process (GO): proteolysis
Molecular function (GO): protein binding; serine-type endopeptidase activity
Source: RefSeq, a predicted model, not a curated record